CGGCGUGCCCGGCCCGCGGAGCCGGCGGCGGGGAUGGCGCCUGCGCGGGGCUGCGGGGCCGCUCCGCGGUGCCACACCCCCGGGGGAGGGAGGCAGGAGCGCCCGAGACCUCAAACCAUCGGGGAGCCGGCGGGGAGGAGGAGGAUGGAGUAGCGGGGCGACGCGCCGGGGGAGCGCAGAGCGCGGCGGAGAGCACGGGCCGGCGCGACCGAGCGCCGCCGCCGCCGGGGCAGCUCAGCGGGCGCGGAGGAGGGAGGAAAAUAAUGAAAGGCGGAAUAAUGCACUGAGGGGAAGGAGGCUGAUGGUCGCCCGGAGGCUCCGCACCUACAGAGUGACGUCCUGCUGCAGUGCCGCUGCCUACCUACGCUGACUGAGCUCGUCAAUGGAGCUGGAAAAUAUCGUUGCCAACACCGUCUUGCUGAAAGCCAGGGAAGGAGGUGGAGGGAAACGCAAAGGCAAAAGCAAGAAGUGGAAGGAAAUCUUGAAAUUCCCUCACAUUAGCCAGUGUGAAGAUCUCCGAAGAACAAUAGAGAGAGAUUACUACAGUAUAUGUGAAAAGCAGCCGAUUGGAAGGCUUCUCUUUCGGCAGUUCUGUGAAACUCGACCCGAGCUUGAGUGCUGCAUUAGGUUCCUUGACUCAGUGGCAGAGUAUGAAAUUGCUCCAGAUGAAAAGCUGGGAGAGAAAGGAAAGGAAAUCAUGAUGAAAUACCUCACCCCAGAGUCUCCAGGUUAUGUUCCAGAUGUCAGUCCAGAUCUUAUCCAACAGACAGAGGAAAAACUCGAAAUCAGCCCCUGCAAAGAGCUCUUCUCUCACUGUACAAAAUCUGUCCUUGACCACCUCAGCGGGGAACCAUUCCAAGAAUACCUAAACAGCAUGUACUUUGACAGGUUUCUUCAGUGGAAGUGGUUGGAAAGGCAACCAGUAACGAAAAACACAUUUAGGCAGUACAGGGUACUAGGGAAAGGUGGCUUUGGGGAGGUCUGCGCUUGCCAAGUCCGAGCAACAGGGAAGAUGUAUGCCUGCAAAAGAUUAGAGAAGAAGAGAAUAAAAAAAAGGAAAGGCGAAUCCAUGGCACUAAAUGAAAAGCAGAUUUUAGAAAAAGUCAAUAGUCAGUUUGUAGUCAAUUUAGCCUAUGCCUACGAAACAAAGGAUGCACUGUGUUUAGUUUUGACCAUAAUGAAUGGGGGUGACUUGAAGUUUCAUAUCUACAAUAUGGGAAACCCAGGCUUUGAGGAAGAACGAGCUUUGUUUUAUGCGGCAGAGAUUCUUUGUGGCUUAGAAGAUCUACAUAGAGAAAAUACUGUAUACAGAGAUUUGAAGCCAGAAAAUAUCCUACUAGAUGAUUAUGGUCAUAUUAGAAUAUCUGAUUUGGGUCUAGCUGUUAAAAUUCCUGAGGGUGAAUCAAUCCGUGGAAGGGUAGGAACAGUGGGGUAUAUGGCCCCAGAAGUGUUGAACAACCAGAGAUACACACUCAGCCCUGACUACUGGGGGCUAGGCUGUCUCAUUUAUGAAAUGAUUGCUGGGCAAUCACCAUUUCGUGGAAGGAAAGAGAAAGUAAAGAGGGAAGAAGUGGACAGGAGAGUGCUGGAGACAGAAGAAGUGUACUCCCAUAAGUUUUCUGAGGAGGCCAAGUCCAUCUGUAAAAUGCUCCUCACCAAAGAUGUGAAGCAGCGGCUGGGAUGUCAAGGGGAAGGUGCAACAGAAGUGAAGAGACACCCCUUUUUCAAGAGCAUGAAUUUCAAGCGGUUAGAAGCAGGAAUGCUGGAUCCUCCCUUUGUCCCCGAUCCCAGAGCAGUAUAUUGCAAGGAUGUGUUAGACAUCGAGCAAUUCUCCACAGUGAAAGGAGUAAACCUGGACCAAACAGAUGAUGAUUUCUAUUCCAAGUUUUCCACAGGAUCAGUCUCUAUUCCGUGGCAAAAUGAGAUGAUAGAAACAGAGUGUUUCAAAGAACUAAAUGUGUUUGGACCAAAUGGUACUAUUUCACCAGACCUAAAUAAAAGCUACCCCCCAGAGCCACCCAAGAAAGGAUUGCUACAGAGAAUAUUUAAACGACAGCAUCAGAACAAUUCGAGGAGUUCUCCAAAUUCAAAGGCCAGUUUAAAUCACCACAUAAAUUCAAAUCAUGUAAGUUCAAACUCCACUGGAAGCAGCUAGUUCCAGCUGAGUUUUUUGAAACAACAUGUUGCAUCCUUCCACUAUAAUCUAUGGAGCUUCUACGGAGGAGAGAGCAUCCACCGUUGAGUGAAGAGAAAAAAAGGAUCUCCCCAAAAUGGAGAUUUUCUGUCCAUUCCUUUCGGUGGAGCCUCACAUUUCAAGAAGAAAUUUCCACUCAGGUCUGUUUUUGGAGGUGGCACUCAAGACUGUGUGAAUCAAAUUUGUCUGUUUAGAACAUUGCAAUAGAAAUUCAAUGAACAUGACUACUUGCACGUAUUUAAAUAGCAUCAUGCUAGAACUGAAUUUUGUCUUUGUUAUUUUUAAAGAAAAGUUUUGUAAAUUUCUCUAUUGUCUCAGUUUACAUUUUGUACAUUUGUAUUUAAAUGAAAGUCAGACUUUGGAGGUGUAUAUUUUCCAAGCAGCAGCUGUAAAGCCAUGUGUUUUAAGACUUUUUUUAAAAAGAAAAAGAAAUGUGAUUCAAGACUUCCAGAGCCUCAAAUGAGAAAUUCUUCUUUUUAGUAAUUCUAGAAAAUUAUUCAUAUUCACUUUAUCAGACUGGGUUUUAUUGACAUGCAUUUUUAUGGAACAGUUUAUUCUUAAUUAUUUUACGUUGGUAUAUUUGGUUUACAGCAACACUGCAUACAUUUCUCCACUUCAUUAAUUUGUAAUGUUUCACAUUAAAUGCUAAAAGAUACUGAUAAGGCUUUGAUGCAUUCAAGAAUAUGACUUGCUAUGCCUAAGGUUUGUGAUGUCAUGGGACCAGCACAGCUGAGAUUGGCACUUACUUAUGCUGUUAGAUCAUCAUAAAUUUUUUGGUUUGAAAGGGAACCCUGUUUUAAGCCCUUUUCCUUCACUGUUUUUUGUGCUGUUUCUAGUGAGAGAAAGAACAAAAUUGAAUGAGAGGUGACCAGGAAAGCAACUGAUCAUUUGUUUUUCAAGGACUUGAAACUUGCACCCACUGAAAUAAGAGCAAAAUUUUAAGUGAUUUCAGUGUUACAGUCAGAAGUUCAAGGCAUUUCCACAGUUGCUCAUAUCCAGCAGGUAGCAAGAGAGAAAUUCAGUAGUCUGUUUUGUGCUGACCAUGAGAUUCAUGUCAGCUUUCUAGAGCUGAGCUAUGGAGGUUCAGAAUGGGAUCUGACCUGCUUAUGUCACAUCACAUCUAUUUUUAUUUUACUUGUCUCCAUUUUUGAGCAGUAGUAGAACCUGUAGGUUGUGUCUGCACUUAGGGUUCUUUUAUGUGUGAAGUGUCAUGUCAAACACACCAUGUCUCAUCCCCUCAAUUAAGACCUCAACUUAAUUGAAUAAAAUGUCAAUUAUGAAAUAAUAGCUCCCACUUUUGGUUCCAUCAUUCUUUGUCCAGGAUCCUUUAACCAUUGUGGAAAACAUUCUUCCCGCUAGUAUAAACAGGAUCAGUAGCAGUACCUCAGGCACCAAAGUUAUGGUCUUCUCAAGUAUACUAGUAUCUAUUAUUAAGAAUGCCAGAUCAGAUAUAAAAUAUCAUUGCUUCCCUUCAAGAGGAAUUGGAAAAACUUUGUCCCCCAAGUGCAGACAAGGUCUACAUAGUCCAAAGUGUUCUGUAAAACAGGUUGGUUCACCAUGCUCUUUACAACGCUGGCUAGACAGGACUGAUCAUUUUACACUUUUGUGUCAAUAAGGAACAUCUGAUGGUCAGCCUGGUGUGUCUAAAACUCUGUUAGCUAAUAGUGCAGCUAUCCCUGGGCACAAGGAAGCACUGUUCCAGCAGAAGUCUAAGUAGGUGAAAUUCAUUAGACUGUCACAUAUAUGUUCUCUCUGGCCAGUGCAGAAAGGAAGAAGAUGCAGGUUAGUAGUGGCAAAGCUGUGAAUGAGAAAGUGACAUGAAUUACUAAAACAGCUUGAGGUCAUGAGGGGGGAGAAAUAGAACAGGGUCAGAAUUUGCAUAAAGCUGAAAAAAGUCAAAGAAGGGAGACGAUGCUUGGGCACCUUUAUCAGGAGCAAAGUAUGUUAAGAUGAAAGCAUGCCUCAUUCCAAAAGCCUCCGGUUUUCUUGGUCAUUGGUAGACAUGCAGGGAAGCUCUGUAAAUGUGCCAUAAUAUCACCAGGAAUCCGUUUCCCUUCUUCCUUCAGGUCAGUGUGUCCAGAAAAUCCCUGUGCCCAGUGUAGACGGCGCUCAGGGAGAGCUUCAGCCACUCUCCUAUGUCAGAUGAUGGCACUGCAGAUCUUAGCAAGGUGCGAGAUUGUAAGGAGACAGGAGGAGAUGAAAGUUAUGGGUAAUUUUCUCUCUGGAUCAGCCAUAAACUGAAACUAUAAUGGUUUCAGGAGGGGAAUGAAAUAUUGCGGGGGGUGAAAGCAACUAGGCCUGUUACCUGUAGCUCCGUUCUCAUAGCCUGACAUAAAGCUACAAGAAGAACCUGAUCGGUCAUUUUAACAUGCUUUGGAUAAAGACACACUUGCUCUGGGAGAUUUUCACAGGCAUUCUUCAGUGACACAUGGGAUUUCACCUCAUUUCAGGAAAUGUAGGUGAGAAGUGGAAGAACAGAUCUUAGCCAAACCACUGGUGUAUAUCAGUGUACCUGAGACAAGGCACACACAUUAGUUCUUGGACAACUGCUAAUGUCAUGCAACUCUAAUCUGUUUUUAAUCACUCUAAGACAUCACCUCUUAACAGUAUUGUGUGCAGUAUGUUUGUACACUGCCAGCUGACUUUGUCCUGUGCAUAGAUGCCAGGGAAGGGGGGUGCUGGGUGACAGCUAGAGCAUAGGACUAAGCUCUUGUUCCACCGCUGCCGUUAUCUCACUUUGCAGCAACAGAGAAGCAUAUUCUCCCAUCAGAAAAAUGUGGUUGAUAAUAUCUACCUACCACUCUGGGGGAGAGAAAAAGGGGGUUGUGGGAAGGCUUAGCCCAUGUUUCAUGUUUCCCCAAUGUUUUAUGGGAUAAAGCUGAUAAGACCACAGCUUUUCACCCAAGAGUUUCAUUUUCUACAUGUUAGCAAUUUGUCACAUGAAGACUAGAUUUUCUUCUUUUUUUUUACCAUCUCUCUUUCGGGAAAUAAAAUCCUAAUUAUAACAAAGCCUUUACUGAAAGCUGGUGAGCAAAUUGCAAAUAGAUUGUACAUGACCAUAUACCUCUUAGGUGAUCAGUUUUAACUAGUGGUGGAUGACUUUUUGAUAAGACAACAGUGAAUGAUAGCAAAUGACAUGAUUAUUGGAAAUGGAUACUCUCUCUCAGUAUGGCUGUAAACAGGAUUCCAGGCUUGUGCCCUGGGCGACAUCCGUCCUGAGAAUGGAGCUCCUCUCUGCCCCUUCUGCUGUCCUUAUACUGGGACAGUUCCCUAUUCAGCACCUCUAGAAUAUUAGCAGUAGGAACACAAGGACAGUGCAAAAUCCUGGAGUGGACAAGUGCUGUGUUCAGUGAGUCCUGAGAGCUUGUAAAUCCUUGGAGGAGAUUAUUCUAUGGUUACAUGUCUUGAACCCUCAAGAUGAUGUGGAAUAAGGAUUCUUAUGUCCAGCUUGUGCUAAAGAGUCAAUCCUGCAAUGAAGUCCCAGCCCCUGGGGAGCAGAGAGUGAGUAAAGGGAAAGACAGACAACAAGACCAAGGCAAAACUUUUAACAGUAUUAUGAUGCUUGGACAGCAGUAUUGUGAUACACUUUCAGUAUCCAGGACUCGAAAGAUUCAAUCAAUGUCGUACAUCACCAGUGCUGACAAACUGGGAAUCUUUUGGUCAGGGUCUGCCUACAAUAACAAAUUGUGCAGGUGGUGGUGGUGGUGGUGGUUGUUGUUGUUGUUGUUGUUGUUGUUGUUCAGCUCAUCUCACACCCAAGACCAGGAUAGACCACAGUUCUUCACUUCCUUUGUGUGACCAGGUGCGAUUUCAGCACACAGCUCUAGGGCUGAAGCCCUACUGAGGCAAUCCCCUGCACAGCCAGGCUCCCACAGACACUUGAAAUUUGUCUCCGUGGAGUCAAAUACUUGUACUUCAUUGAAGAAACACUGGGAACCAUGAGUGUUCAGCAAUUCUGGAAAAAACAGGCUUGUAAUUUCAUCAUACAACCUUGGAGAGCAUUUACAAGGGAGUAUGCAGCAUUUUGAUUCAGCAUGAAUAGUUUUUGAGGUGGCUUUGUGCAUAAAAAAGGAGUAGAAAGCAGUAGUUGUUUAAUACCUUUCCAGCCUGAUUAAUUUUCUAUAUCAUCUUCCCAAUUACAAUACAGUUUCUUUUGAAAAAUGGACAAAUUUAGAUCUGGUUGUUUGUUUUAAAUAGACUGAUGAGCAAAUAUAGCUCUUUUUAGUAGUUGGAAAACUUUUGCAUAUUGAUCCUAAAUUGUGCAAAUAAGUCUGUUAUUUUUAAGUCUUUACUAAGUAGUCUGAUGAACAUUUAUCAAACUAUGAGCUUUAUGAUUCAAAAGUUCUCUAUUCAUCUUCUAUGGUACCUCAAGAUUUACUUAAGUCUUGUAGCAGUCGUCUUCUGCUCUCGCUGGAUGACAGACUUUUUAGACUUAUGAGUAAUGAAGGAAAAACACCAAAUAAUAAACCCUUACGUACGCACGCUUGACCUGGAUUAUCUAAAAAGGGUUUUUUACAAGAAUGGCUGUGACUCAGAUGUUGUUCCUGAACAGAAAUGUGUGUGUUAAGAUAGAAAAGGUGUGAAGAUAAUCAAGCCAAACAGGUACUGGAGAUCAAACUGAAUGUUAGUGAAAUGCAGAAUUCAGUAUUGCAGUUUUCAUCUGGCCCUACUGAUUACAGCUUCCUGGUAACUGACAGUUCAGAGGCACUUCCAGGUGCCUGUAACAAUUUGAUUCUGUCUCAAUUUACAGUCAUCACCUCCCCUAGAAACUAUGGCUAGCAGUGCUGUAAGCAAUAGGUUGCCAAACUUCACUAACAUUGCUAGUGUCUUAUUCUAAGACACUGAUUCUUAAUUUUGUUCAAAUAGAACUCAGCCUGCAAACUGGACUCUUUAUCUGUCCAAGCCUCACAUUUCAAAUCCAGUUGCUGUUAACUUUUUUCAGUCACGAUGACACAGCUAAAAUGAAAACCAGUCCAUAAUACCAGGAGAGGACAAAAAAAGACAGAGAGGCCAUGAGCACUGAAGUACAGUGUGAAACCUACCUUUAAAUGUGUCUCUUCAUUAAGUGUCAAAUGGCAGUUACUAUACAUCACAUUCUUCCUUGGUUGGUCACAUGAAACCCAAAGUUUCUGGAGUAGCUUGAAAUUACUCAAGGUCAUAUUAAGUAGAGGGUCUGGCCCACGGCUCAAAGGCAAUAUUGUCUGCUUGAGCGAGUCAGAUGUAACAAUUCAAAGAGGCAAGUAGGUGCCCGUUCAGCCUGUAUGAACAGCCAUUGCACAGAUCAGUGUUCCCACAUAUCUGAGCCUCAAUAGGUAGGUCUCAUCAUAGACUUUUUUGGAAGAGCAGUAAAUGAGAUGCACACCUUUAUAGCAUAGCUGCUUCUUCUCAUGGACAUCUGUGGAAUGGGUGGCUCAGAUCUGGCCCGUGAAACCUGACUUCAUUGUGGACAAGAUACGGCUGUUUCAACCUUUGGUCCACAGUUAGUUGUGACUGUUUUCUGUUCAGAUUCGUAAUAUUCACUUGUUAAGCAUCUCAGUGCAGACAAAAUCAUGCAUCAGACAUUUCCAGGCAUUUUCCAUACGAUCUUUGAGAAGACUGGAUUUUGCUUUGGACAAACAUUCUUCGGUUAGUCUGCCCCUAGGGAUCUAGACCAUCUUCCUUAAUGUGUGUAGCAUGAAGCACAAAAGGACCUGCAGAAGCUCAAGGAGUCCAGAAUAAAAAUAAUCGAUACCUAGGUAACAGGUGCCAGCUUCAUAAAAACACCACUUGGCCUUCUUGUCUGGCCCUGCAGCAGAGAAGUCCAGUGGUGAACAGACUAAAAGAUUCUCCUGCUGAGGAUUGUCCUAGUCUGUCUCAGGCUGAAGGGAGGUACAUUUGGCGGUGAAGACUGGGAGAAGCUGUUUCCAUUCAAUGACUACACGGAAAACAGAAGAUUCCAGAGCUGUCAGUGUCAAACCUUCCACAAAUAUGACCUGCAAUUUAAAAUACUACUAGCCAUUUAGAAUAAGAAUAAUAACUACUGCUACCCUUGCGCUAAAUGAGAGAAAGAGUACGUAAGUCUAAAACGACUCUUCACUUUGUGUGCUGGGUAGGAGACAAUCUCUCUUAGAAAUACUCAAUAUCAUUUAUGUGGUGCUGGCUGGUAAUACCUUUUUGUCUUUAUCUGCAAAAGGAAAAGAGAAAGAAAUUGUUCCAGAGUACUUUGCAUCUUAUUUCCUCUAGGGAAGUCACUGAAGAAGGAGAAAGCCAACAGCAUGCUACAGUAUUAUAUGCUCACGCCCCCCCCCCAAACAUCUCUGUGAUAAUACAAAUACAAGAUGCUGCUGUUGGAUCAGCUGAGCUAGAGUACUGACAAAUGGAUUUUAUGAAAGAAACAAUUUUAAAGAGAUUGCAGCCUAUUCACUAAAAUGAAUACAAUUGCCUGUGUAAAAGUAUUCUCCUUGAUUUAUGUAUUGGAGCCAGAAGCGGUGGCUUGUAUUCCUAUUCUGCCCAUGUUUUUCUUCACUGCCCUAGGCAAACCCCUAUGCAAUUUUGUUUUCCAAUUCUUAAACACGGAGUGAUGCUCUCUAUCAAUGGAAAGCACUUUGUAGUCUAUGAAUAAAGCAGAUCAAUAUUAAAUCUUUUUUUAUUGUAAGUGAAAUAGGCUUGAUAUAGCUGCUCUUAUUUACAUGAUUCUAGGGAAAUGACUCUUGUAAAUAAGGCUUCUUUUUUGUUAUUGGUUUGUCAUAGUUCCUCAGAGAUGCUGAAAUGGGAUGCAUUUCACUUCUGUAAAGACACCUCCAACAAAAGAUGACAGUGCAAAUGUUCCAGUAUUCAUUUCUUAUUUAAGAGCUAGCUAGUAAUUUCAGCAAUCGCACAAACACUUCCUCUUUUUUAUAUUGGAAAUAAGUAGUUAUGAAGAAGGGAACAAAAUAACAUUCACUGGUUCAGCUUCACAAUUUUUCUCUUUUUUGGCCAAGCCUGCAACAGAAUUCCUAGGUAUCAAUUAAGUGAACUGCUGUGUACAGUCACGAUGAUGUAUGCAUGGUAAACAUCAGGUCAACUCACUGCCCAUCUAUGGACACAAAAGAGGUAACCACAUUCCUGGAAGCAAAGGACUCCAAAGGGGAACUCCAGGUUUUCUGGAAAAUUGGCAGGCCACUGAAGAAGAUUCACUCCCAGAGAAGAAACAUUUCAGAUAGUGGCUGGAUGACAAAUGUGUUUUCCUUCCUCAUCACCCCGCAGCUGUUAAAUAUGUUUAGUAGCCAGCUCAAAUGAGCUACUUCGUGUGUAUUGAAUGCAAUUUCCCUUGAUUGCAUUUCUUUUAAAUACUGGACACUCUUCUAAAAGACUUAACAUUUUAGCCUUUUGAAGGUGAAGGAUGUAAAAACUUUAUUUUGUGUUUCUGAGCAAUGUAGAUAGACCUAAAGAUUUCAUGAACUAUCACGUGGUUGCCCAUAUCUGACUAAUAAUUAAAUUGUAAAAUUGCCGUUUCAUAUUAGAGUUAGUCUUUUCACCU
Dromaius novaehollandiae (emu) is the source of this 9692-nucleotide messenger RNA. It is a transcript of the gene GRK5, whose product is annotated as G protein-coupled receptor kinase 5. Gene Ontology annotation, cellular component: cytoplasm. The record is from RefSeq and is a predicted model, not a curated record. The transcript has 16 exons. NCBI's taxonomy places the organism in Eukaryota, Metazoa, Chordata, Aves, Casuariiformes, Dromaiidae. Bases 383 to 2155 code for a protein of 590 amino acids. Gene Ontology annotation, biological process: regulation of signal transduction; protein phosphorylation; signal transduction. Gene Ontology annotation, molecular function: G protein-coupled receptor kinase activity; ATP binding.